UCAGACUUCAUAUUUCGCUUUCGCUUUUCGCUCGCUCCUGUUGUAUCCAUUUUCUGGAAGAACAACCGCAGAAUUUGCAUCAGACAUUGUUUUGCUACUUGUUAAUUUGAGUCGACUCAGGAUAAAGUUUUCCUUGAAAUCUAUCAUUUGAAAGACGAAAAGAGAACUGUGGUGCUCAUUAUGAGUUCAAUGGAAAUGAAUGAUAAUGAUUCUGAACUGCUGAAUGAUAACAGUGUUUCAAAUGAUUCAGCAGCAGAAGAUAUAUCUGAUUCUCAACAGCAGACAGCAACAGCAGAAGACAAAUCUGAAGGUCUUCCUCAACGAAAACUGAAGCUAAAUAGAAGAGGUUUUCAUAUGGCAGAUAUGAAUAAUGAAAAUCCUGAUGCAGGUGAAGAAAAUGCUAAUUCCUCAAAUGUUGUUGAAGCUGAAGUCAAAAGCGAAAAAAAAAUUAUUAAAUUGACGUAUGCAAAUGGAGGUGUGGGCAAAUUUUGGAACAAUGGUAACAAAAGUGCCCGUGAAAAAGCAGGUACAUCAAGUUCUGCUGGCUAUAUCUCAAGUUCUGCUGUUGCAUCAAGCUCAACUACUGCAUCUAGCUCAAAUGCAGCAUCUAGUUCAACUGCACAUAGAUCCAGGAGUGUUUAUGUGACAGAUAAGAAUGUUACUGUAAAUGUCGGGAAUGUCAGCGAGGCAACUGAACCACCCAAGAAAAAGCAUAAGCCUAUCACCUGGCCAUGAAGAGAAAUGUGCCAAAGUUUACUGUGAUUUAUAUUUCAGGAACUAAUACCCUUUUUAUGUUUUUUUAACAGCUGUUGCUGUAAACAUUUUUAUGUGUAUUUACAUGCAUUUUAAUGUUUGUAUGUUUGGACAUGUAAUGUUUCAUCUCAUUUUUAUCCAAAUUUACUAUUUUAACAUUAUUAAAAAUCUCUUCAUUUUGUUUUUGUUUUGAACUAAGUUGCUGUUUUUUAUGUUAUACAUAUAUAAUAUUCUCCAUAUGUGAACUAUUAUAAUGCAUUGCAUAUAUUUAUCCUUGAAAACUCAGCAAAAUUAAAUUUUACCAGCAUAAAGUAUUUCUUGAAAUCUGUGAUUUGCUUCUCAACCAAACACACUUCUAAAGGAAUAAAAUAUUCAAAAUUACUUUUGAUAAUGGCACACUAAUGUUAAAGUUUGAAAGUUGGAACAUAUUUGAUACUGCAAAAGUGACAUGUAAUUGUUAUUUUUUUUAAAAAUAUGCCCUGUCAAGUGAAUGUUUAGGUAUACCUAUUUAUUGUUGCAAUUCAAGUGUCAGUUUCCUUAAUUUUGAAAUUUCAUUACUUCACAUUUUAAAAUCUGCUGUUAAGUAUUUGAAGCGUCAGACUCUGAAACAAAGUUUUGAUCAGAAAGAAAAUAAAGCAGUCCAGUUUGGUGGCAACACAUGACAGGAGAAGUAGUUGAUACUAAGAUUUUAAAAUAUUCGAAUAAAAGUUGGUUUGUUGUUCAUUGUUGAAAUUUGUGGAUAUUGAAAAACCAUAAAACGAUUUUAAUUAAAGACGCAGUUGAUUUUCAAUGAGUGUGUCAUUUAAUUCAUUAUCAUUAAGCUCUUGCAUGUAUUUUUAAGUGUUUAGAAUUUUCUUAUUAAGUAUGUGGAAUUAGCACAAAUGAAACUUGUCCUGUGAUUCUGAUAUGAAAACUAAAUAUUUCUAUUUGUUUUUUCUGUUCAAUUUCUUUAUCCAUCAAGUCUUUUAUUUUGGAAAGAAGUUAGUUAUUAUUCUUUGCUGUAAUAUAUAUCUCAUCUCCAUUAUGUAUUUGUAAUUUUGGAGAAGUAUUUUCAUAUUAGUUAAAUUGAAUGAUUGCAAAACUUUUUUAUGGUUCAUCUUCUGAUAAAAUUUUACUCAAAGAAAUAGAAUGUAAUGAAACUUUUUGAUAUUUUAUGAAUAUUUCAUUAUCUUUUAUAAGCUAUAAUUUAGAUCCAUUUUCAAAGUUUUCUGUGGUUGAUUUUUUGAAAUCAUCUCGGAAUUCGUGUUAUAGAUGGCAUAUAAUUUUCAUCAACAUUUAACAGAGAGCAAUUCCUUUGUUUGAUGAUCCAUAGUGUAUUGGUUGUGAUUCAUACUUGCAUUUAAAUAUUUUCAAUGUGCAUAAGAUAUGCUCAACAUUUUUUUGUGCUUGUUAAAACAUUUAUUACAUUUACCAAUGUAAAUAAUCGUGGAGAUCAAGAGUCCCUCUUGAAACUAUUAUCCCCAUUGCAAGUAGCAUUUACAUCUAUCACAUUAUGCAAAUGUCUAUAACCUAAUUGAAGUUGUAAUUUUUUCUCAUUUCAAGAUUACCUUGUGAUUUAAGUAGUUGAAACAGUGACCCACGACUCUGUCUUAUGUUCAAAAAUGAACUCAUCACAUUCAAAGUUAAUUUUAAUAAAUAUAAACAAUUGAACAAUCUCUCAUCUGGCAAAGGCUGCAUAUGAAGGCCAGGCAACUUACUAACUUAGUAACCCUCUUUUGAACCUGCAUGAGUAAGGGUAACAUUUUUCUGAAAGAAAGGAAGCCAUCUCUUUUUUUUUCCUUGAGUGCUAACGUUUGUUAAUUACUUCUUUCAAAAUAUUUUAAAGUUACAGCCAUACCCCUUUUUGUUGUCUUCAAAUUAUAUUUGUUUUAUUGAAACAAAUGGGCAUAAAUUGUAAACUAGUUUAUUUUGAAAUUUUGAUUUUUUAUCUACUAGUAUUUGUCUGUUUAAAGGCUCUGUAUAAGUUUUCAAAAAAAGGGGGGGGAAUGUUUGCAGUAUAUCAAAUUUUGCACAGGUUGCAUUUAAAAGCGAAGCAACAUGAAUGAUCUCAAAACAAAUAUAAGUGCUUGUUAUAUUCUCCAAAUUUUAGUGUUUCUGGUUUUACCAUUAUUGCAUUGGUUUCUUAAAAUAAGUUUAAAUUAGUUCAAACUGUUUGAUUAACUUUUUAUGCAUGUAAAUUCUGAAUUAACUUGACACUAUGUUCUGCUGAUUUUAUAAUCAAAAUUACUCGUAAAGACAUUCUUUUGAAAAUUUUUGCGCUGAAUAUUUCCAACAAGGUUCCUAUUAUUGUUUUAUGGGGCAACGUAUACAGUUUGAUUGAAAAAUUUAUUUACUGAAUUAUUGGCUGAUAAAUUUCAUGAAUUUUUCUUAUUGUUUAAAUUUGACAUGUUACUAAGAAUAUCUGAGGUUUAUACGAAACCUUUUUAUGCAAUCAGUAGAUAAAGUACUGCUCAAAUUAGGGUCUCUUUUUCUACUUGAGGAUCCUAUUAACUGAUUUGUAAUAUAAUGUCUUUUUUUUAUUGUGAAAUGACAAGUUCAAAUUCUUAAAAUGCAGGAGAAAAACAGUUUGGGUAUUGUUAAAAUUUUGGUCGAUAUUGAUCGUUAAAAAUAUGGCACAGUUUCAGUCCAUAUAUCUUUCCAGUUCCUUUCUUGUUUUGAUUCCUUUAUAGAAAAAGAUCUCGUACAUAAAUUGCAUUCGCUGAAAAUUAUGACAUAUUGUAAUGAGUGAUGCAAUUAUGUAUAUAAGGGAUAAGAGAUGUUAUGUUGAGGGAAUAUAGAGAAAUAUAUGCAAUGUUCAAUAUUAGUAGCAAGUAGUUCAAUAAUGAAUGGAAAGUUUUCAUUAAAAUUAUCUAUUUCAUGUAAUUUUUAAAGUCCUGAUUUCUACUUCUGUUACAUGUUUCAAAAUGCAGUAUGUUUUGGUACUUUCUUCAUAGUGAUGGUUAAUGCUUAUUCUUGUAAGCUAGAUGUGUUGCAUGUAUUAUGUAUUUACUUAUUCAACAGUAAUUUGUGCAACUAUUCAUCAAUUCCUUGUUAUGUUAACUCUUUGUUAAGCUUUUUUAUACCUUACACAUUUUGGGAUAAAAAUAUUACAUCUCAUUUUCUCAUGUUAGUGUACUAAUCUCAAAAUGUACAAUGGUUUUUUACUAAGUCUUUAAAACCACACAUUUUGCAUGUUGCAUUUAUCUCGAGAUAAAGUUGGCGUAUUUUUG
This is a messenger RNA of Uloborus diversus, 3962 nucleotides long. RefSeq lists its product as uncharacterized. The transcript is spliced from 5 exons. NCBI's taxonomy places the organism in Eukaryota, Metazoa, Arthropoda, Arachnida, Araneae, Uloboridae. The record is from RefSeq and is a predicted model, not a curated record. The coding region runs from base 181 to 735 and encodes 184 amino acids.